This is a messenger RNA of Echinops telfairi (small Madagascar hedgehog), 954 nucleotides long. Its product is annotated as olfactory receptor 52M1-like. Lineage: Eukaryota; Metazoa; Chordata; Mammalia; Afrosoricida; Tenrecidae. Gene Ontology annotation, biological process: G protein-coupled receptor signaling pathway. The coding region runs from base 1 to 954 and encodes 317 amino acids. Gene Ontology annotation, molecular function: G protein-coupled receptor activity; olfactory receptor activity. Gene Ontology annotation, cellular component: membrane. The transcript has a single exon. The record is from RefSeq and is a predicted model, not a curated record.
AUGUUUACCUUUUAUAAUGCCUGCUUGACACCUACCUCUUUCUGGCUAACUGGCAUCCCAGGGCUGGAGUCCCUGCACAUCUGGCUCUCCAUCCCAUUUGGCUCCAUGUAUCUGGUGGCUGUGGUGGGGAAUGUGAUCAUCCUGGCAGUAGUGAGGAUGGACCACAGUUUACAUCAACCCAUGUAUUUCUUUCUGUGCAUGUUGGCUAUCAUUGACUUGGUCCUGUCAACUUCUACAAUGCCCAAACUGCUGGCUAUCUUCUGGUUCGGUGCCUCCAACAUUGGCCUGAAUGCUUGCUUGGCCCAGAUGUUUUUUAUCCACUGCUUUGCCACUGUUGAGUCAGGGGUCUUCCUUGCCAUGGCUUUUGAUCGCUAUGUGGCUAUCUGUGACCCACUACGCCACACCUCAGUGCUCACCCAUGAAGUAGUAGCCUAUUUGGGACUGGCUGCCCUCCUCCGCGGCGUACUUUACAUUGGACCACUGCCUCUGUUGAUCCACCUGAGGCUGCCCCUUUACAGGACCCAAAUAAUUGCCCAUUCCUACUGUGAGCACAUGGCUGUGGUCACCUUGGCAUGUGGUGACACAACAGUCAACAACUUAUAUGGAAUGGGAAUUGGCUUCCUGGUAUUGAUCCUGGAUUCAUUAGCCAUCACUGCCUCUUAUGUGAUGAUUUUCAGGGCUGUGAUGGGUCUGGCAACACCUGAGGCAAGGCUUAAGACCUUGGGAACAUGUGGUUCUCACAUAUGCGCCAUCCUUGUCUUCUAUAUCCCCAUUGCUGUCUCUUCUCUCACCCACCGCUUUGGCCAUCAUGUACCUCCCCAUAUCCAUAUCCUUUUAGCCAACUUUUAUCUCCUCAUCCCACCGAUCCUCAAUCCAGUUGUAUAUGCUGUCCGUACCAAGCAGAUCCGAGAAAGACUUCUAUAUAUUCUUAAGGCAGGAGCUCCACCCAGGUGA